GCGACAUUCAUUCCACCGUCGAGGCCUGGCUCUUCUCCAAAACCCGGCCUUUUCAAAACAAUGGCGACCGUGCUGUCUUUGCCGUCCCUUAAGUCGGUCGCUGAAUGCGCCGACUUCAGCCUGACGGUUCGGCCGUACAUCCCCCAGCUCCUCGACCUCCCGCGCAACCUUCGUGCCGCGCUCGCCGGCGACGACAAGCUCCACGAGCUGCGCCUCCUCUACCUCAACACGAACCCGCUCGCCUCGGCGGCGGCGCUCGCGCUCGCGCUCUCGGUGAUCGUGCUCGUCGCCUCCGAGGUGAACAGGAACUACUCCCAGGUGGACAGGCUGUGGAGCAUUCUCCCCGCCGUGUACAUCGGACACUAUGCCGCCUGGGCGCACCUCAACGGCCUGCCGACGCAGAAGCUGGACAACAUCGCCGUAUUUGGCGCGGUCUGGAGUGCCAGGUUGACGUUCAACUACUGGCGGAAGGGAGGAUACAACAUCGGAUCGGAGGACUACAGGUGGCCUAUCAUCAAGGACAAACUUGGCUACUGGGGCAUGCUUGCUCUCAACGUCACUUUCAUUUCGUUCGGGCAAAACAUCCUGCUCCUCCUGAUCACGGCUCCAGCGUACAUCUUUCUGCUCGCCUCCCGCCUCGGCUCGGACACCAUGCAGCUGUCCGACAUCGUCUUCUCACGCGCGUUGAUGGGGUUGAUUCUGGUCGAGUUCUUCGCAGAUCAGCAGCAGUGGAAUUACCAAGAGGCAAAGCGCAAGUACCGUGCAACGGCAAAGCUUCCUGCGGACUCAAAAUACACGCAAGAGGAUCUGGACCGAGGCUUCAACGUGUCCGGGCUGUGGUCGUGGUCUCGCCACCCCAACUUUUUGGCGGAGCAGCUCAUCUGGGUGACGCUGUAUCAAUGGGCGUGCUACGCGACCGACACGUACUUCAAUUGGACCGUAGUCGGGGUCAUGGGGUAUCUCGGCGUCUUCCAAGGUUCCACAUGGUUGACUGAAUUGUUGAGCGCGCAGAAAUACCCCGAAUACGAAGAGUAUCAGCGCCUGGUGGGGAGAUUCUUCCCGAAGCUCUUCUCAACUAGAGCGUCAGAAGAGCUUGUGUUGGAGAAGUCAAAACCCACACAAGCAAAGAAGAGAGGUUCCAAAAAGGACUGAAGGAAAAAAAAAUUUGGGUUCAAUUCGUAGAUAACUAAAUACGUAAGAAUUGGCUCGAAAGGGGAGGAUCCAUAAUCUCGACAGCGGCAUAUGCACGGACGCAGUAACGUGCGAUUGGUAGCAGGACGAGCUCUUGAUACCCAAAGCUCGGUGCAUAUGUUUUUUUUUUUAUAAACUCUCCCAGAAUCUCUUAUGCGGACUCGAACGAGUCAUCCUGUGGAAUAUCAAUAGGAUCCAUCUCCCUGAAAAUAGGUUGGAGUCCAACUUUUUCGAAUAUCCAAUUUAGCUCCCCUUCGCC
Verruconis gallopava is the source of this 1450-nucleotide messenger RNA. RefSeq lists its product as uncharacterized. Gene Ontology annotation, cellular component: membrane. Lineage: Eukaryota; Fungi; Ascomycota; Dothideomycetes; Venturiales; Sympoventuriaceae. The transcript has 3 exons. The record is from RefSeq and is a predicted model, not a curated record. The coding region runs from base 61 to 1152 and encodes 363 amino acids.